CAACUCCCAUCAAGCUUUGCACGACAGCCGGCGACCGGAAGUAGGCCCUUCUCUUCCGGCGGGAGACGAAGCGCGGUUGUGGGUUGAAAGCGGCGAGCCGGCGGCGGAGAGAAACAUGAGUCUGUUAAACAAGCCCAAGAGCGAGAUGACUCCUGAGGAGCUUCAGAAGAGAGAGGAAGAGGAGUUUAACACGGGGCCCCUCUCUGUUCUGACACAGUCUGUCAAAAAUAAUACACAGGUUCUCAUUAACUGUCGCAACAAUAAGAAGCUGCUUGGCAGAGUCAAGGCUUUUGACAGACAUUGCAACAUGGUGUUAGAAAAUGUUAAAGAGAUGUGGACCGAGGUGCCCAAGAGUGGAAAAGGCAAGAAGAAGUCAAAACCCGUCAACAAGGACCGAUACAUCUCUAAGAUGUUCCUUCGAGGGGACUCUGUGAUUGUUGUACUUAGGAACCCACUGAUCACGGGCAAAUGAAUGGCCAGGUUCUGAGAGAGUUCUAACUUAUAGCAUUGGAAUAAAUACUCGGGAAUUAAAGCUAGAUUUUGUUUUUUCAAUCUGUUGUCACUUUCCCAGUGAUGACACGUUGUCUGUUUAGUGUCAUUUGUAAUAAAAUUUCUAUCAUUUUGAUGAGUA
This is a messenger RNA of Pristis pectinata (smalltooth sawfish), 631 nucleotides long. RefSeq names its product small nuclear ribonucleoprotein D2 polypeptide (gene snrpd2). The record is from RefSeq and is a predicted model, not a curated record. Gene Ontology annotation, biological process: spliceosomal snRNP assembly; RNA splicing. The transcript has 3 exons. Gene Ontology annotation, molecular function: RNA binding. The coding region runs from base 116 to 472 and encodes 118 amino acids. Lineage: Eukaryota; Metazoa; Chordata; Chondrichthyes; Rhinopristiformes; Pristidae. Gene Ontology annotation, cellular component: U4/U6 x U5 tri-snRNP complex; U1 snRNP; precatalytic spliceosome.